AUGUCGACCACGCGGAACUUUACGUCAAGUCCGAUGCAAAACGCUAUUUCUGUCAUUUUGGUUGUUCUGAUAAUGCUGCAGGCGCGGAACAUGGUUAUUGAGCACGAAAUAAAGAAGUCGAAGACAGUUAGAAAUCACGUUGUUGGAGAGAUAAAGACGGUCGUCGAAGAGCUACUCGUUGAUAAUUCCAGAGGAUUUGUUCAGAUUCCAAGGGAAGGACUCAACUCGUCGGAUAAUUUUGUUGGUGAAAUAAUGGAAAGUCAACUGCCACAACAGCUGACUCAAAAUAUUCCUAUUCAAAUUUCCGAGCCUGUUUCCGGAGAGUUCAUCGUACAGAAUGAAGAAAACUUCGACCUUACUACUUGCAACGAUGACCUAAAAUUAUUCGAAACUCCUAAACCCAUCACAGCACUGACGAGCUUUCCUGGUUCCGGAAACACAUGGUCUAGACAUUUGCUGCACAUGUCAACAGGGAUCUGGACGGGAAAUGCGAAAAGCAGCGCAAAACUGAAGAAAGCCGGCUGGCUCGCUGAAGAUUUGGACUGCAACAGCGGGCAGACUAUUGCUGUAAAAACUCAUCGUUGGCAUACAAUGAAAAAGUGUGCCUACAGCAAAAUACUGAUGGUGAUACGAAAUCCAUUCUACGCUUUCAUUGCUGAGUUCAACCGCGAAGUUGCUUCGAAGACAGCAGAAGUUGACACAUCGGCUUAUAAACUCGAAGAAUGGAACGAUUUCGUCGCUCUUUCAACACGCGAGUAUCUAGCCUUUUUCACGGACUGGUUUCACGAGUACAAAGGCCCCUUCAAAACAAUCUGCUUUGAAAAACUAGUCGAGGAUCCGAAGAAAAGCGUCUCCGAGAUGCUUGAAUUUCUCAGAUUCCCUCCUUAUCGAAUCGACUGUAUCUUCGAAAAUUUGGAAGGCGACUUUCACCGCGAGCACCACGUCCAUCCUUCACUUACGAAACUGUUUAAUCCAGAACAAACUGAAAAAAUUCUCAAUGUUAUCCAGCGUGUUUCCGACAUUUUGGUCGAACACAAGAUGACAGACUGCACUACAUUCUUCAAUUAUACUACCAUCGCUCGGUUCUAA
Oikopleura dioica is the source of this 1089-nucleotide messenger RNA. NCBI's taxonomy places the organism in Eukaryota, Metazoa, Chordata, Appendicularia, Copelata, Oikopleuridae. The record is from the annotation of a GenBank genome assembly.